This is a messenger RNA of Manis pentadactyla (Chinese pangolin), 2298 nucleotides long. RefSeq names its product corticotropin releasing hormone (gene CRH). Gene Ontology annotation, cellular component: extracellular region. The coding region runs from base 284 to 874 and encodes 196 amino acids. Gene Ontology annotation, biological process: positive regulation of cortisol secretion; negative regulation of glucagon secretion; negative regulation of epinephrine secretion. Gene Ontology annotation, molecular function: corticotropin-releasing hormone activity. The transcript is spliced from 3 exons. The record is from RefSeq and is a predicted model, not a curated record. Lineage: Eukaryota; Metazoa; Chordata; Mammalia; Pholidota; Manidae.
CGCAAUCGAGCUGUCAAGAGAGCGUCAGCUUAUUAGGCAAAUGCUGCGUGGUUUCUGAAGAGGGUCGACGCUAUAAAAUCCCACUCCAGGCUCUGGUGUGGAAAACUGAGAGCCCAAGUCCGUUAAGAGACGGAAGGGAAAGCGAAGAGGGGAAGAGAAAGAGAGUGGGGACAGAAAGGAGAGGGGAAGGAAUAUCCUGAAAAAGCCCGGGAGACAUUCCUCUACAGAGAGGCGGCAGCGCCUGCUCACCUGCAGAAGCGCCUCCGAAGUGAGCGCCCCUAACAUGCGGCUGCCGCUGCUCGUGUCCGUGGGCGUCCUGCUAGCGGCUCUCCUGCCCUGCUCGCCAUGCAGUGCCCUCCUUAGCCGGGGGUCCGUCCCGGGCGCCCGGCAGGCUCAGCAGCCCCUGCAGCCCCUGGAUUUCUUCCAGGCGCCGGCGCAGCCCCAGCAGCCCCAACAGGCGCAGGCUCGGCCUGUCCUGCUCCGUAUGGGGGAGGAAUAUUUCCUCCGCCUGGGUAACCUCAACAAGAGCCCCUCUGCUCCCCUCUCGCCCGCCCCUUCUCCUCUCGCUGGAGGCGGCGGCAGCCGCCUUUCGCCGGACGAGGCGGUCGCCAACUUUUUCCGCGCGUUGCUGCAGCAGCUGCCGCUGCCUCGGCACCAGCUCGACAGCCCUGCGGGUCCCGCGGAGCGCCUCGCCGAGAAAGCCCUUGGCGGCCGUCCUGAGACGCUGGAGAGGGAAAGGCGAUCGGAGGAACCUCCCAUCUCGCUGGAUCUCACCUUCCACCUCCUCCGAGAAGUCUUGGAAAUGGCCAGGGCCGAGCAGUUAGCUCAGCAAGCGCACAGCAACAGGAAACUGAUGGAGAUUAUUGGGAAAUGAAACGCUUGAAGCAUAGAAGACGUGCAGCAAGAGCGCCUAUCCUCCUUAAUUAGCAUGCACAAAGUGUAUUCAUGUGCAGUAACAAUACCAAAAUGUUAUUUGUAUUGUCUACUUUUAGUUUCCAUUUCCAGGUGUCUUUAAUGGUGUUUUAAAGACAGGGAGGAAACGUUCUGAAGAAGGAGAAAGAAGUCGCCGGGAUGAUUUUGUUGUGGUCUGACCAAAGAGAAUGUUAUUCUUUCGGGUGGGUGAGACAAAAGCUGUAAGCUUUUUGGAUCAGCUUUUCCUUGUAAAUGUUUCAGUAAUAAAACAUCUUUCCAAUCCUUGGUCAAUUUUGUUGUGUAAGAGAAUGUUGAAUAUUUAUAUUUUUAAUAAAAGCUGCAAAGGUAGUCAUGACUUUAUUUUUGUUCUUCAUUGCUUAUAGGGGAAAUAAUCUCAGCUCCUGAUUGUCUCCAAACUGACUUCAGCACAAGAAAAAACAAAAUCCAUUGCAUUUUAUUUUCUACUAAAAAUACAAACAUGUAUGUUAGUGGAUUUACACAGUUAGUGCAAUUGCCUUGGGCUUAUCUCUCUACCUCAGAUUACUCCCCUGAUGUGUUAAAUAAUUUGGGAAGUUGCUUCCAGCUCUAAGACUUGGUAAUUCUGUAAGUGCAAGAUUGAUUCAUAAAGGAAAUAACAUUCAACCCUGAUUAAAUAUAAGAUGUGAAAUAAUUGAGAAGGGUAGAGAAAGUGAAAAGGAAAAGAAAAUGGGUGAGGGAGGGCAUUCCUCCACACUAUAGGGCCAACAUGCUGCUUUUUUUUUCUAUGAGAAAGGCUCACUUUAUCAAGCUACUACAUUAGUAUCAUAAAAUAUUUUUUUGCUAAGUUAUUUUCCAAUUCCUACUUCUAAUAGGAGAAACUUGAUAGCCUCUCCACUUAAAGCAAUUAAACCCAUUUGCCAUAAAGUAGCACUUGGGAACAGUUUCUUAUAAAGAAUAUUUUGACUUUAAUAACUUCACAAAUACGUUCCUCAUUUAUGUUUAUGCUAAGACUAAUCACUUUAAUUCCUAGGAAUAUAAACUAUCUCUAUUCACUUCUAAAACUGAACAACACAUGGUUAGUUUUACAAUGCAUUCAUCUUUGGUGGUUUAGUUGUAACAUCAAAAAAUUCAAUCCAAUGUUUACUACUUCAAAAUUAAUUUAGAUGUAUGAAGAUGCCUCUUCCCUUGGGAUACUUUAAAUACUCUUAACUAUUGGUUUAAUAAGAUAAUAUGAAACAGGAUAAAUUAUUAUAAGACAGUUGUUAAAAAUGCCAUUUAUUUAAGAGUUCAUACAGAGUAAAGUUACAUUCUGAAGGAGGCAUUAUGGUGGAACAAAAAAGAAACCCCAUGAUUUAAAUAUAUAUACAUAUUUAAAAUGUGUAUUGUGUGUGCAUAUAUAUUUAAAUA